AUGGAGAGGCCCCUCACCAUCCUGCGUGUGAGCCUGUACCACCCCUCCCUGGGCCCGCACACCUCUGCCAGCAUCCCGCCCUGGCUACAGCACGACACCAGCCCCCUGCUGGUGGGGCGGGGGCAGGACGCCCACCUCCAGCUGCGGCUGCCCCACCUCUCCCGCCGACACCUGUCCCUGGAGCCCUACCUGGAGAAGGGCGGCGCCCUGCUGGUCUUCUGCCUCAAGGUGCUGAGCCGCAGGGGCUGCGUGUGGGUGAACGGGCUGACACUGAGGUUCCUGGAGCAGGUCCCCCUGAGCCCCGUCAGUAGGGUCUCCUUCUCCGGCGUCCAGAUGCUACUCCAUGUGGAGGGAGGCCCCUCCCUGGAGGCCUUCACCUGCUGCUUCCGCCUCAGCCCAUCACCCCUGGUUUGCAGGCCAAAGGCCGAGGAGAGUGACGAAUGGGAGAGCACCUACCAGGAGCAGCCUGCCCCAGGGCCGGGGGCCACAGGUCACCCGCACUUUCCCUGUGGCCCUUCCCAGCCAUGCCCAGGAGGCGGGGCUGAACUCCAGCCCUGGAGAGAACCCCUGGAUGCUGCCCUCUGCUAA
This is a messenger RNA of Lepus europaeus (European hare), 588 nucleotides long. RefSeq names its product TIFA inhibitor (gene TIFAB). Gene Ontology annotation, biological process: canonical NF-kappaB signal transduction. The transcript has a single exon. NCBI's taxonomy places the organism in Eukaryota, Metazoa, Chordata, Mammalia, Lagomorpha, Leporidae. Bases 1 to 588 code for a protein of 195 amino acids. The record is from RefSeq and is a predicted model, not a curated record. Gene Ontology annotation, molecular function: protein binding.